Aspergillus saccharolyticus JOP 1030-1 is the source of this 1992-nucleotide messenger RNA. Its product is annotated as adaptin-binding domain-containing protein. Lineage: Eukaryota; Fungi; Ascomycota; Eurotiomycetes; Eurotiales; Aspergillaceae. The record is from RefSeq and is a predicted model, not a curated record. Gene Ontology annotation, molecular function: protein-macromolecule adaptor activity. The transcript is spliced from 3 exons. The coding region runs from base 80 to 1498 and encodes 472 amino acids. Gene Ontology annotation, biological process: vesicle-mediated transport.
CGGCUGUGUUGCCUCCCUUCUAUAAUCUUCCCAGAAUCACUCUAAAUAGAUCAAGAACAAAAACCUCUCAAUCUUCAUUAUGAGCCCCGACAACCCCAAUACAACGACCGCAACUAGAAUCCGCAAUCCGCGCCGCCUCCUCAUCCUUUCGCCCAGCUCGCAGUCCACGACUAUCAUCCCUCCCCUCCUUCACACCCUCACCGGCGCACCUGUCACCGAGCCACCCUCCACAACGACUACACCCACCCCUACAACGGCCCUCUCCUCUACCGCAACUCUCGUGGGCUCCUCCGCAUCCUCAACCGCAACCGCAGUCGCGACGACAAGCUCGCCGACAAUCACUGCUACGAGUUUUGCCGGUUACACAACCCAUUCGCCCCUCUCUAUAAACAACCGCUACUACACGGCCGAGAUCCCAGUUUGGGUCGACGAGAUCCCUCUUACAGCAGUUCCAUCAUCAUCAUCACCAUCACUGUCGACACCCACCGCCCACCUUGCCCCAUCCCCCGCGCAAUGGAAAGCCGAAUUUUCCGGCGCCGAUGCCCGGGUCGUUCGCGACGCCAUCGGAGCGGUGAUAAUUUGCGUCUCCAACCCGGUUGAUCGCCAGCCUUCGUCGUUAUUGCCCACGGGUCUCACGGACCUUCCAUCAUCAUCACUAUCGUCAAUAGCCGCGGGCACUACAAGUACCACUACGCGGGAGCCGGCCGAGGAUCGCCCGGAUGUUCGGUCCCUGAAGGAGUUUAUCCACGCGAUUGGAGCGGUUCGGGGAUUGAUUGAAGAGGAGAGAGGGGGAGUGGGAGUCGGGGAGGUGCCAGGCCUGUUGGUCCUGGUUGAGCAGCGGGAGAACAUGCCACCUUCUGUUUCAUCAUCCCCAUCACCAUCAUCAUUUUCCUCUUCCGCUACUGCUGUCGCUGGCAAAAUCAAAACGAGGGGAAGUGCCGGAUUGGAUGGACUCGAUGAUCUGGAUGAUGAUUUGAAUGUUGAGAUUGACGAGCCGUUCUCCGUGGGGUGGUGGGAGGAUCAACUGUGUGAGAUGGGCUUGAUGGGAUGGGAGGUUGUGCGGUGGUGUCCGAAUGGGGCGGAGGAUGAGGGGAGGAACCGAUAUGGAGAACUGCAAGGCAUGCGCCGGGUCAAGGAAGUACUGGAGACACAUGAUUGGAGUGCAUCGGAAGACGCUGGGGGAAUGGGUACGGAGUUCGAUGACGACGAUGACCUGGAAAGACAACUGUUGGGAGUGGGUGAGGAGGGAGAGGCCGGGUUUGAUGUCGAGGUAAAUGAGCUGGAGCGCGAGAUGGUUGGUCUGCGGACGGCGAUCGAGCGUGGAAGCGACGAUUAUUUUGUCGAGGAAGAUGAAGCGGACGAGGAACUGCGAGUGGAUGCGGUGGAGGCGCUGCUGCGGCGGAUGCGAGCUAUCAAAGAUAUGAGCGACGGGUUACCCGAAACGGAACGGAAGCGGUUCGCUGCCAAAGCGGUCCGUGAUAUCAUGAAGCAACUAUAGCAAGCACGUAUCCGGAGCAUAUAUAUGAGAUGAUGUGACCCACAUUUUCUACAUACUACUACAUAUGAUAUCUGACGAUGAAAACUCUUCUUUUCAUGAAGAACACCCCACCGCAGAACCUCGAUUCCUCAUUCAUACACCGACCGUUUUACCACAGCACCGCACGGCACAGCACAGCCACGUGUGGCCACAGCCCUGGUCCGGAGCAGAAGCUGGGAGAUAUGGUAACCCUACGCCCGAAUCUCAAGCUAUGUUCUUGGCUAAAUCCCACCCCCACCGCCUUUUAUGUCUUUUUCAACGCCUUGCGUCUCUGAGCGAUCAUAUGCGUGUAAAGGAUAUACGAGCCUAUCCCGGAUUAGCUUUAAACCGUAAAACCACUCUCAACCUACACCACCCAAACGGGAAAAACCUGGCAAAACCGGAAUGUGAAUGGGACGUGACAUACCGGGGACAUAAAUGCCCAAUACCACGACCAAGAACCACCAAUACGCGGC